UAUAUAUUAAUAGAGAACUUACAAAAUAUCCCAAUGUUUAUAUAUUUUGUUCUUCUUUCUUCUUCCCAUUUCUUCACACACAUACCAGUGUAUUCAUGGCAAACUUCGUUUCUUCAAUCCCUAAACGGUUGGAGGGGAAGGUGGCAAUCGUGACAGGCGGAGCUAGCGGCAUAGGCGCCAGCACGGCGGCGCUCUUCCACCUGCAUGGUGCAAGAGUCGUCAUCGCCGACAUCCAAGAUGACCUAGGCCGAGCCCUGGCCCACAAACUAGGAAACGACGCCAUCUACACCCACUGUGACGUCACAGACGAGGAUCAAAUCACCCACCUGGUCGACUCGGCCGUGGCCGAACUCGGCCACCUGGACAUCAUGUACAGCAACGCCGGCGUAAUCAACGGCGACGAUUUCCAGAGCAUCCUGGACGCCGACAAGGAAAAAAUCGAGCGGAUCCUCCGUGUCAACCUGGUCGGCGGCUUGCUGGUGGCCAAACACGCCGCCAGGGUGAUGGUGCCGAACAGAAAGGGAUGCAUACUCUUCACGGCGAGCGCGUGCACGGAGGUCGCCGGGAUCGCGCCGUACUCGUACACGGCGUCGAAGUUCGGGAUAGUGGGGCUGACGAAGGGGCUGGCGGUGGAGAUGGGGUUGCAUGGGAUUAGGGUGAACUGUGUGUCGCCGUUCGGCGUGCUGACCGGUUCCGCCGCGCACGACGGAAAGACGGCGGACAUGUUUGAGAAGAUGAUGGGACACGUGGGGAAUCUGAAGGGGAAGAUUCUCACGGCGGAGGAUGUGGCCAAGGCGGCGCUGUAUUUGGCCAGUGACGAGGCGGCGUACGUUAGCGGGGUGAACUUUGUUGUGGACGGAGGGUAUAGUGUGGUUAAUCCCACUCUUUCCAAUGUACGUAAUGCACCUCGUUAAUUAAUUAAUUAAAUUGUGUUGUUAAUUAAUCACAUUUGUGAUCUGCUCCUAUUGGAUAUUUGGAUGUACUAUAAGAAAUAAUACGAACUUUAAAUAAAAAUUCGGUCUUGGUUAAUAUAUAUCUUGAUAAA
Molecule: messenger RNA, 1045 nt
Organism: Erythranthe guttata (spotted monkey flower)
Lineage: Eukaryota; Viridiplantae; Streptophyta; Magnoliopsida; Lamiales; Phrymaceae
Product: (+)-borneol dehydrogenase 1
Source: RefSeq, a predicted model, not a curated record